AUGGCGCUCGCAUCCGGGUUCUUCCCGCGACCGUCGUACACCCCGGGUGCGUCCCAGUGCGCCCCCUUCUUCCUGGGCUUCGGCUUCGACGGCGAGUGCUGCGACCCGUCGUUUGCCGCCUACUACGACUACGAGGAGUACGCCCCAUCGGGCCAGUCGCCGCUCACGAGCUCCAAGGACUACACUUCGUCGAGCCCCCUGCAGUCGCCGGAGCCGGACUACACUCCGUCGAGCCCGGACUACGCUCCGGCGAGCCCCGCGUACACUCCAGCGAGCCCUUCGCCGUCGUUGGAGUACACUUCGUCGAGCCCUGUUCGGCUCGUUUUCAUGAUGCCGUCUCCUCCGCGCGGCGCGUCCCCAGACUACACGCCCCUGACGCCGUCAGAGCACGCUGCUUCAUCACCUUACUAUACUCCGUCGAGUCCUCCCGGUCCCGGGCGCGCUUCUUGGCCGGAUUACACGCCCAGCACGCCGCCUCCGUCCCCACUGGCGGUGUCUGACGCCGAGUCGUGCGCGUCGCCGUAUUACACACCGUCAACUCCUUCCAGGCGCGCCGAGUCGCCGGACUACACGCCCAGCACGCCGCCUCCAUCGCCCCUGGCGUCAGAAGCAGAGUCCUCCAUGUCUACAGCGGUCAAAAUUGUCAAAUUUGCCGUCUACAGCGCGCUGCCGCCACCAUCCGUACCAGAGAAGCGGCGCCAGUCGGAUCAGCCGUGGCGGACGUCAGCGAGCCCGGGGAUACUGACAUCCUGUAAUAAACUGUAA
Molecule: messenger RNA, 765 nt
Organism: Aegilops tauschii subsp. strangulata
Lineage: Eukaryota; Viridiplantae; Streptophyta; Magnoliopsida; Poales; Poaceae
Source: RefSeq, a predicted model, not a curated record